This is a messenger RNA of Scomber scombrus (Atlantic mackerel), 7720 nucleotides long. RefSeq lists its product as uncharacterized. NCBI's taxonomy places the organism in Eukaryota, Metazoa, Chordata, Actinopteri, Scombriformes, Scombridae. The transcript has 27 exons. Gene Ontology annotation, biological process: RNA polymerase III preinitiation complex assembly. The coding region runs from base 100 to 6684 and encodes 2194 amino acids. Gene Ontology annotation, molecular function: TFIIIC-class transcription factor complex binding. The record is from RefSeq and is a predicted model, not a curated record. Gene Ontology annotation, cellular component: transcription factor TFIIIB complex.
GCGGAUUAGUAGGUGCAUGGGUCCGCUACUCGCUUGCUGCCUUCGAUUAAUGAAAGCUUAUUUCUCCCUGCAAACGACACACAUUUUGAACAGGUCACAAUGUUUCGUCGGUCAAGAUUUAGUAUUCGGCCCAAUGUCGUGGCAGUAGGGAGAACAGCGGCAACAUCUCAGGAAGCCCCUUCAGUAAAUCAGGAGGCCAGUGAGACCCCUAAAGAUGCCGGUGAGAACGUUACUGCUUCUGCUGUGACAGACAGCACGUCAGCUGCAACUCCAUCAGAAAAACCUACAGCCCCAGGGGAUGGUAACGACCAAAAUGGGGAAGGUGCCAGCUCCUCAGCUGCAGUCCAGAGAAGGAAGCGUUUUUCUGUCAAGCCCAAAGUGGCCCCUGGCCGCCCCUCCGCUCUUGCUCGGACGCCAAAGUCCCCUGCCAAGGCAGCCUCAGAAACACCUGCUACAAAAACAGCUACUGUUGAGGUCCCUGGUUCAGACCUUGACAAGCCAACAACAUCAAGACAAACUGGGACUAGAGCCCCCGAGGGUCUCCGGUCUCCAAGGCGGCGGAGGCCUUCGGAAGACAGCAAGCAGCCUAAAGUGCAGCCUAAACCCUCCCUUGACUCCUCUGACAGUCCAGGACCUUCUACUGCUCCUUCAGCUGAGGACUUGCAAGAACAAACCCAUCUGUCAGUAGGUAGUAGCAAACUGUCCGACAGCACGUCAGACGGUCAAGUUAAAGAAGUUCCCCUUAGACUACCAGAUAAAGUUCCUCCCUCGCUUCCAGACAGAGAAGCUACUGAAUUAUCAGAGAAAGCUAGGACUCUCGUGUCGUCUAAGAACAGACUUUCCCCGUCACCGCCGGGGUUCUCCUUGAGUAGACUCCUGAAUGACCCAUCAGACAUACAGAGGCUGGAAAAGGCCCGUAAGCUCAGAGAACUGCUCAAACAAGAGAUGCACAAAGAAAAGAAACUCAAGAAAAACAAGGCACGCGCAAAGGAAUAUACUUUAGAUCCUGCCAAAAUGACCAUGAGGGACCUUAUCCGUUAUCUACCAAUGUCUAACCCCAUGACAUCUAGUUUAGAAGACUCGGUACAGGAGAAUGAGACUGUUGUCCCACCUUCACCACAAAGAGAAGAGUCACCAGAGCGAGCACAGGAACCUGAAGUCCCCCUCAAAAUUGCAAGCCCGAGGGAGGAGGUGGAAGAAGAAGAGGAGGCGCCAGCAGCAGCCGCGGCAGAGGGAGAGGGAGAGGGAGACGAAGAUGAAGAGCAGGAUGAAUCGAUUAUGGUUCCACAGGUCAAAGUAGCAGAGGACGGCUCACUGAUCAUUGAUGAGGAGAGCUUGACUGUGGAAGUCAUGCGUGCGAAAGGGCCAAACCCAGCACAGGGUCGAGAUCCCAUCUUUGAGCGUGGUUCCACUACAACAUACUCAAGCUUCAGAAAGGCGACCUAUUCAAAGCCCUGGUCCAGUGAAGAAACAGACAUGUUCUUCCUGGCAAUUAGCAUGGUGGGCACAGACUUCUCCAUGAUCUGUCAACUAUUUCCUCACAGACCACGAUCAGAGAUAAAGAACAAAUUCAAAAAAGAAGAGCGAGAGAACACAUGGAGGAUUGACAAAGCUUUCAGAGAAAGGCGUAAACUGGACAUAGAGUAUUUUUCUAAGCUGCUGGAGAAGAUUUUGGAAGUUCGGAAAAGCAGGAAGAAACUCAAGUCACUCUCUGAUAAAAUUUCCCCAAAGAAGCGCAAGAGAAAGACAAAGGGCAAAAAAGCUACAAGGAAGCUGAGUGAUGUGGAGGAGGAAGAUGAGGAAGAGGAGGGUGAACUUCCUGACUUUGAGGAGGAGGAGGAAGGAGAGAAGGAGAAUGAGGACCUCUGUAAUGAGGGAGGAGCCCCUGUUUCUAAGCCUAAGAGGAAACGCAAAAGAAAGAAUGAAAAGGAUGCAUCAACUGAGGAAACAAAUGACAAGAACAAACAAACUGGUGAAAAAAGCAAUGAACAAGAUGAGGCCGGCAUGCCUGAAGAUGUUGAGGAAGUUCAACCUCCGAAACCUACCAGGUAUGGGAGAGUGCCCAAACCAACCAAGCACUUAAAUUACCUUGCCAAGGAAGAAGGACAUUCAUCUGCAUCUGAAACCACUCCUGCAUCUCCAGCGAGGACUGCCGCUGCUGCUUCUGAUGCCAAGCCUAAAGCCAAAUGCGCAGCUAAGAGGACGAGACUAUCAAAGCCAAAACCAGCCCAAGAGUCCAAAAGGCCCAAAUUAGUGACUCUCAGGGCUUCUCAGUCAGAUUACAGUGAUGAGGAGGAUGGAAAUCAGACAGAGAUAAAGGAGGUGGAUGACCCAUGGCCUGUAUGCAGCUCCGCUAAGGACAGCAGUGCCCCUGCGUUUGUGCCUGACUUCCUGAAAUCCCCACAACCUGAAAUUAUAGAGGUGGAAGAAACUAUGGAGGAGCUUGAUAUCUUGGCCAAUAUGCCUGAUGUGUUGGGCAUCUCGCAAGAUGCCCUGUGCCCUGAUGCCUCAUGUGAGCGGGCACAAAAUGAGACAGGGACAGCUGAACCCUGUGAGCAUCAGUUGGACCUGCUGGUUGAUGUUAUAGACUUCCUUUCUUCAGAACACACAGAAGUAUCUGAGGAUGCCAGCUACAAUGAGGCUGCUCAAACCCUGUUGACCAUCGGCAACCUGACUCAUCUCUCUCAGUCAGCAUCGAAUCAAACAACCACACAAGAUCAUAUAACUGUAAUAACGUCAGUCGAUGUAGAUGAAACCAGUCAACUCAUAGAAGAAGAGAUUGCAGCAAUGGCAGUUGCACAAGAGGAAACCAGCGCCACUCCUUCUGUGUCUGCAGCUACUGGUCACAGAGUUACAGAAACAUCAGAGACUGUUGCCACUGUGGAGCCUCAAAAUAGUGCAACAGACAAGGAGCUUUUAUCUCCGACUGGUGAAGAAACCAUUAUUAAAAGCAGUGAUCAGACGAGUAGCGAGCAGAAGACAGUUUCUGAUACGGACUCAACCCCUCAAUUACAUUCAGGUUCAGAGAUUUCAAAUAAAGAUUCCCCACAGACCAGGAGAGGACGCUUAUCCAAGGUGAAACCAAAACCUAACCUUGGCCGAGCCUCAAGGACUGCACUGUCAAAAUCUCAACCAGAUGCAUCGACACAAGGGACCGCUGAAAAGAGCCAAACGGUUGCUCCUGACCUUUCUCAACCCACUGAGAUUCAACCAGCUGCUGAAGAAACAACCUUUAGGUUAUCAGAGUCUCGUCCAGUAUCGAUAAAAGAUGACAUUUCCUCUGAAAACCAGAGUCAUACCUUUUCUGGGGCCCAGUUUGAACCCAUCUUAGAACCAGCCACUAGAGACACAACGUCCGCAGAUGAAAAACUGACAUCUCACGCUGGUAUAAUUGAAAGUGUCUUUAACAUCCCAGCAGCAUCUGAAACAGCAGUCACAGAAUCACAAGUCGAACAAAGGUCUACCAUUGAUUCAGCUACAGUUCAAGAAAGCAGCGAUGGUGAUGCUGCUUCCGUCGCACCUGCAGAAGAGUUACCCGUCUGCCAGAAAGAAGAGAGUGAAGGUGCAUCUGAUAAUCAGACCAGGAAGAGUCGAUUCAAGAAAGUCAAGCCCAAACCCAAACUACCACAGACGUCAAGAACUGUACGGUCUAAACCUCAAACAACAGAAGACCCUCCAGAGAAAGAUACCAGCUCCUCUUCAAACCUUGAAUCCACUGACAAAACAACAGCAGAGGUAGAAUCACAACCAACUUGCACCACCUGCCCUGAAAAUCCAAGCACUUCAGUUUCGUUACCAUCCUUGGAUUCAGGCUCUACUCUUAAACCCACAGAGGAACCGUCUUCAAUUGAGGGGAUAAAGACAGUUGAUUGGGUAGACUCAGGUGCAGCAACAUUGGGUCAGAGUGAUCCAGAAGCACAGUGUGAACCAAGUUGUGAACAGGCCACCAGAAGCAUAGGAUCAAGAUCUGAAUCCAAAGAUGAAAAACUGACAUCUCAUGCUGAAACAACAGCCACUAGUCCUAAUAAUCCAGCGACAUCUAAACCAGCAAUUACAGAAUCACAAGUUAAACGAGGAGAUGAAGGCAGUGGCAAUCCUGCAGCAUGUGAUACACCUGUGGAAGAGUUACCUGUCAGUCAGAAAGAAGAAAGUGAAGUUGCGCCUACCUGUCAGAAUAAGAGAAGUCGAUUAACAAAGGUCAAACCAAACCUGCCACAGACAUCGAGAAUUGCAAGGUCCAAACCUCAAACCACAAAGGAGCCCGUUGAACUCAUGGAGAUUGUGGAGAAAACCUCCAGCCUGACAUCAGAGCCUGAAUCCUCACACAAUAAAGUAGCAGAAGUGGAGCCACAACCAACCUGCAGCACCACAUCUCCUGAAAAACCUCAAAGUAGUGCUUCAGUUGUGGUACCAUCAUUGGAAUUAGGCUCUACUCAUGAACCCACACAGGAAUUAUCUUCAACUGAGGAGAAAAACACAAAUGUUGGCCUUCAACUGGACUCAAGCUCAGAGGGCUCAGAGCAAAAUUUAUCUCAAAGAAGGCGACGUUUAGCAAAGGCCAAAACCAAUUUAGGAAUAUCCACCAGAGCAACACAUCCAAAAUCACAGCCAAAGGAAAUCGGUACAUUCUCAACACAGCACUCUUCAAAUGUAACCUCAGAACAACAGCCUGUGGCCAAUACGAGUGGACAAGCUAAACUGGAAUCCAUAGAGAAAGAUGAGAAGCACUUGACAUCCCCACACUCAGAAAAGUCAUUAAAUAGUACAAAUGAUACGGGUAGCUCCUCUGAUACUAUCAUCGUGGCAACAUCUUCAGUUGCUGAGAGUCGGUCUAUAUUGACAGACCCGACCGCCGCAGAUAAAAGCAGCGCAAAACCAACAGUUGAAGGGGAAUCCACAGGGGACAGCACUUCAAGUCACAACAAGGUGGAGGCUUCAAAAGAUGGUUCAGCAGAGCCAAAAAUUAAAUCUAUACUCCCGGCUAAUGUACAGUCCACACCAGAUCCGAAAGAAACCGCUCAGCAGCAACAUUCAGAGAUAAAAAGUCAAGAUUCUGUCCAACACGUUUCUGAGACCACUGAAGCUAAUCUGACAACGAACGACAAAUCUCAAGCCCCCAAAAGCAGCGAUGAUACUCAAUCACCAAUAAAAUCCCCUCAAGCUCGUAGAGGCAGGCUUAUUAAACCCAAACCUAACCUGGGAAGCAGCAGCAGUCGAUCUCAACAACCCCAACAACCACAGAACACAACACAAGCAGAAACAGAUUCUUGCACUCACUCAGAAGGUGUUAAUGCUUCUGGUUCACACGGAUCUGUCACUGAACCUAAACCUGAUAUCCAGGAACCAGUAGAGGGAGCUAUUGAACAACUAAGUAACAAAGAGUCCCCUCCAAAUGAUGCUGGGGUGGCCUCAGGCUGCGUGACAAAAGCACCAGAGAAUUCUACCCUGCAAUCCCAGGAUGCAUCGACAUCAAGUACUGCAAAGGCCGAAAGUUCACAAGUAUCCGAGAGUAUCACAAUUUUGCCAGAGAUGUUGUCGUUGCCCUCAGAUCCAGAUGAACCCUUUUUUAUUCUCUCUCUGACUGAGAUCCCAGUCUGCUCCUCAGGGGAGGUGGUGGACAGCACGUCUGAGCCACUUCCUUAUCUCCCCGUAACAGAUGCAUCAAUGCAGCCACAGAGCAGUGGUCCUGGAGAGAGUGCAGCAGCGGAGGGACAUGUGGCUCUCUCUAAAGUCCUUGAGCCUGUGUCCUCGGAGCCUACUGGUGAGACAGGCCUCAUUAGUGUAAAAGAUACUGGGCCAGAGUCAUCUGCAUUUACAAGCUCAACAAAGGAGAAUCCAGUGGAUCCACAAGAAAGUACUAGAGUCCAGCCAACCAAGUUAUCAAAUACUGUAGAGAAAAGUGAGGAGACAAACACUCCUGCUACGAAGCAGAGACUAACAGGCACUGGAAGAAGAGCCAAACUGCAGGUUAAGCCGAGCACUACAAGGACAAAACAUGCUAGUAAGACCUCCGCUGCCAAAGAAGCAGAGCUGAUCCCCAUCCAAGAAAACACCAUCCAAGACUCGGAGGUUCCUGGACCUUCUGUGCAGCCAGAAGCCUUUGAUGCUAAAGCAAGCGAGGAGGUUGUCACCGAACCACAGAAAGGAAACAGUGAUCAUGUAGACACGGAAAAGGAGACAGUUGGAAAAACCCCUGAGGAUAGCAGCUCAGGAGCACAAGCAAGAGGGACUAGUAGUCGGACAAGAAAACCAAAAGGCUUCCUCUGCUUCCUCUCUGAGCCGGACACCGCCGCCCCUUCAAACACUCCUCGACGAGGCAAAGUAGCUUCCAAGGGACCUAAGGUUAAACCUCAACAUGUAGCAAGACCACGGUCGACCCCACCACCUGUAGCCUCAACAUCCCGAGAUAUCAUUCCAACUACCACUCCGACACAAAUGCCAGAAGAACCCUGCUCACCGUCCUCUACCACAUCACCUACAAACACAGAGGUGGAACAGACUGCUGAGCACAGCCGACUACACUCAGACUCACCUCCUAGCAUUCCUAGCACCUCUCAGUGUGUAGCUGAGGUUUCAGUUUCCCAGCAAAGCGACUGUGUGGAGAGCAGCUCAAUAUAUGAGGAGCCCACAAGUGUGUCUCAGUACUUCUUAAGUGACAUUUUUACAGAAGUGGAAGAGGGAUAAAAGCCAUUGAGAGACAGUGUGAGAAGAGGAACCUACCGACCGGCUUACCUUUUUAUUUUAUUUUUAUUUUGUUGUGUUAAAUUAUCUCUGUUAAAGGUUAAUUUAUGACUAAAAGACUGUUUUGCAGUGAAGCUAAGUUAAGUAGACUGACAGACAUGUUUUCAAUUUCACCUGCACUUGUAUAUGUACAUGUAUAGUUUCAAUUUGCUCAAAUGCCUUUUUAAACAGCCAUUAGUUCAAAUAAUUAAUAUAGUAUUGUAUACAUUAAACUCACUAAUUUUACUGAAUGAGUUGACAGCUCUUUUACAGUUCAUUGCUCAAGCCUCAAAUGCCCUGUUUUUUAUCAAGUACAUGUAAAAAUGUGAAUAUUGUACAAAAGCUACAUGUUUUUUUUGUUCUUCUUUUUUUCAUAUUUGUCUUAUUUGAACACGGAUUACUUGACAUGUACAGUACUGCAUUUAAAUGUAUUGCCCCUCAUAAUGCCCCUUGUUUAUAAUCUGUUCCAAUCUAAAACUAAUUUUAUUUAAAGGAUGUCUUAAAAUUGGCUUUUCAUUUAGAGAACUGAUACAGCACUAAAAUGUAUGGUUGGCAUUGACGAAAAGCACGUCAUGACAAACUGCAUUGAAUGUUGACAGCACCACCGAUGUAUUCAAGUUCUGUAUUUAUGACCUACGUGUGCAUCUCAAUAGGAAUUUAAUUCCUUGAUAAGGAGACUAAUAAUUACACCAUGCAAUAAUGCACUUCAGCUAUUCAUAGUACCACAAAUCAUGACCUCAGAAAUGGGCUUGUAUAAGUAUACUGUAUAAGCUUUUCAGUGACGGUAAGCCUUUUUGUUGCAAGGUGGCUGGAUUAAAUUGCUUUGAUGUGUACUGUGAUUAUCAUACUGCGUCAACCUCACUCGCUCAGUAAUGACUAAGGGAAUUUUGGAAGUAAUUCAUGUGUUUUCUAUCUAAUUUAAGAUUUAUAAGAUCCAGGAAGUAACUCAAGUAAUGCCAUUAUUGUUUCAUUUGAGUAAAAUAAAUGAAUCUCAUUAUAA